AUGAAGUACUGUGUACUGUACCACGAGUACCAUGCUACAGAGUUGUACCACGAGUACCAUGCUACAGUGCUGUACCACGAGUACCAUGCUACAGUGUUGUACCACGAGUGCCAUGCUACAGUGUUGUACCACGAGUACCAUGCUACGGUGUUGUACCACGAGUACCAUGCUACAGUGUUGUACCACGAGUACCAUGCUACGGUGUUGUACCACGAGUACCAUGCUAUAGUGUUGUACCACGAGUACCAUGCUACAGUGUUGUACCACGAGUAUCAUGCUACAGUGUUGUACCACAUGAGCUACUGUGUAUUGUACCACACUUCUCAACAUAGUACAGUGCUGUACCACAUGGGGUACUGUGACUGUACCACACUUCUCAACAUAGUACAGUGCUGUACCACAUAG
This is a messenger RNA of Procambarus clarkii (red swamp crayfish), 405 nucleotides long. Lineage: Eukaryota; Metazoa; Arthropoda; Malacostraca; Decapoda; Cambaridae. The record is from RefSeq and is a predicted model, not a curated record.